Molecule: messenger RNA, 489 nt
Organism: Homarus americanus (American lobster)
Lineage: Eukaryota; Metazoa; Arthropoda; Malacostraca; Decapoda; Nephropidae
Exons: 3
Coding region: 1-489 (162 amino acids)
Source: RefSeq, a predicted model, not a curated record
AUGUCUCUCUCUCUCUCUCUCUCUCUCUCUCACCACAGUCUCCCGGUGUGUGAGGAGGAACAACGGAGGCAGUACGUGGGCGUCCGUGGGGGCUCUGUGUCCGUGAGGUGUAGAGUCCGUGCCUACCCCCCUGCCCUCACCUUCACCUGGGCACUGAGGAGGACGCCAGAGGGCGUCCGGGAGAGGCUGGAGAGUGUAGGGCGGACAGAAGGGCUGACGGGCAGAUACACCUUGACCCGCCUACAAGAGGAACGUGUACAGGUGUUGUGUUGGGCCAAGAACGCCAUCGGUACACAGAUUGAGCCUUGCAAGUUUACCGUCUACACCCGGGGUAGACCAGGUCCCGUGGCUGGGUGUAAGGUGGACAACCAUACCGCGUCAGGCUUCACCGUCAGAUGUCGCUCCGGAGCCUUCAGGAGUGACCAGGCCAACUACACCUUGUUAGUGUAUGCACAGGUGGGUUCUAAUGGGUCCUGUUGGGGUGAUUAA